This is a messenger RNA of Emericellopsis atlantica, 955 nucleotides long. RefSeq lists its product as uncharacterized. The record is from RefSeq and is a predicted model, not a curated record. The transcript is spliced from 2 exons. The coding region runs from base 157 to 696 and encodes 179 amino acids. NCBI's taxonomy places the organism in Eukaryota, Fungi, Ascomycota, Sordariomycetes, Hypocreales, Bionectriaceae.
CGGCCGCGUUCUGUUCUUAGUGCAACGAUUUGCGCUCAGAAUUCCUCUCCUCGAUCAUGCUAUCGACCCUCACAGCAUGAAGAGGAGUCAUAAAGAGGGGUGCACUCCCUGCAUCCUCCUCGCCCAACUGAACCUGAGCUCAGCAUAUCGCGCCGGAUGGUAGCUCGUCCUGAAAAGAGUCGUGAGUUUCAACAAAACCGGUCUCUUUCGCUGCCCGCGCCGGUGGAGAUAUUUGACGCCAUGCCCUCUUCAUGCAAUGGGUUCCACUGCGGCUGCGAGUCUGUCGCCCAUGUGACUUGUGCGUUAGUGCAGUCCAGUUUUUGUGUAAGUGGACGGCUCUGUGUCAUGUGCAUGAUUCUUUUCACAAGCUUCAUUGCGGCUUUCAGGUCUCGACGCACUCUGUUCAGGCGAGGCCUGCCAGUCUCACAUUAUGCAGUGACACUGGUCUGGUCAACAAAUUGCAUCUCGUUCUUCAACUUGAAUCAAGCAGUUAUUACUAUGCUACACACAAGGAGGGGAACAUGCUAUCUGGCAGCUGAGACAUUGCGGGGGUCAUUCAAACGUUGCAAAGAUCAAGGGGGUCAACAGUCCAGGAACAAAAAGGGAGUGGACUUGUUUUUCUCUCCCAGGAUGCCUCAGACCUGUCCGAUCACCUUGACUGAGCCUGGAGGAGGAUGCUGCGGUCGUAUCUGCUGAGAUCACAACGACCCAGCACCGCAUUCAGGUCCUCGACGCUGAGUAUCGAAAGUUAUCGUAAAUAGGCUUGAGAUGCUUUCAUUGCGAGCCGAUCACAAGAAGCCAGUCUGUUCUUUGGCUCUCGUCCGCAGGUCGCAGAUAAGAAGCAAUCCUAAAUCGCGAUCCACCAGACCCAUCACAUCAGUUCGGGUGGCUUGGCGCCAGGGUCCCUCCCCUGUCGCUGGGCUUGCUGCACCAGUCCAAGCUUUCCUGCUGAUGA